This is a messenger RNA of Rhipicephalus sanguineus (brown dog tick), 833 nucleotides long. RefSeq lists its product as uncharacterized. The transcript is spliced from 5 exons. The record is from RefSeq and is a predicted model, not a curated record. Lineage: Eukaryota; Metazoa; Arthropoda; Arachnida; Ixodida; Ixodidae. Bases 1 to 666 code for a protein of 221 amino acids.
AUGCUCAGGGAUGCAGACGUGGUCGGGAUAAGCACUAGCAACUCCACCGACGAGCCCAACAUCAUCUUGGAACGAGCUGGACCGAACACUGCUCCCUACAAGGCCGCUUCUCCGCCAAACCCCAUCAGACCUGUGGCUCCGGGCACUCGCGGAAUGCUGGACAUACUCGCUGAGUUUCCUCACUGGAAGAAAGUGCUGAAACGCAAGAGUCUGUGCUUCUCGCUCACGACGUCCAUCAACUACAUGCGCAGCAGCGCCGAUCCUAUCGACUUCGUCUCGGAGAUCCACAACGUGCAAGACGUGCAGCGAUACCACCGGCUAAGGUUCACGACCAAGCUGAACGGCACAGGAGUGUAUCCCGUCGAGGACAAGCAGACCACCUAUUACUUCGACAACACGACGUACUCACACUUCUGGCGGUACAUUCGCAAUAACGACCUACUGACGCUAUUUGCGUACGACACGAACACCACGCUGGCAUACAAGGCGAACGAGAUGCUCGACGCUUACGGACAGGACAAGUGCAUCGUCUUCGAAGACAUCGGCGAGGACUAUGAGGAAGUGGGCUUUAACUACACCAACCAGCACGUCUUCUUCGGAAAGUUGGACAUGAUAAAGGCCGUGUACGACGUGAUGGUCAAGAGGUACGGAGUACCUUUUCCCUAAACAGAAAAAAAAGAUUGCCACAACUUGUGGAAGACCUUGAUGACUCAGCACGGAACUCCAGCAGGCUUCCACGGACAUUGUUUUGAAGCACCAUAGUGUAGUCAACGACAGGGGGGUGGUGACGUGACUCUUUUCAAGCGCCAAAGUGACGUCAUCAGCAAGCGGAU